Drosophila ananassae is the source of this 1973-nucleotide messenger RNA. RefSeq lists its product as uncharacterized. Bases 162 to 695 code for a protein of 177 amino acids. NCBI's taxonomy places the organism in Eukaryota, Metazoa, Arthropoda, Insecta, Diptera, Drosophilidae. The record is from RefSeq and is a predicted model, not a curated record. The transcript is spliced from 3 exons.
UGGCCAUCGAUUUUUCCACCACAGUCCGAACGCACAAAGAGCUCUGCUCAACACUCCUUGUAGAUACCCAUCGCAGGACAAAGGCAGAGCACACAGGCCAGCAGCUCUCUCCAGGAAUUUUCGCAAGGACUAGAGGAAUUUGUGACAGAAACCAAAGAAAAAUGCAUGCAAGAUUUGCGGAUCCCGAGCCUGCCUCCCCGGACAGUCCGGACAGAAUUGAAACGGAAUCGCUGGAGACGAGGAUCGAGGCGUUCAAGCAGAAUCCCCAGAAUAUGGCAGCUCUGCGGGCGGCGCUGGACGAUGUGGUCCAGCAGGCCGAGUCGGAGGCCAACAGGCGAGCCAUUGAGAGCCAGAAAUCGCAACAGGGCAAGGAGAAGCGCCAGAGUUUCGCCAUACCAGAUUUUAAGAACGGCAAGGUGGUGAACCGAGCCCGCAGCUUUGUGGUGCGCAUCUUCGAUGCCAUCUGCAAUUGUGCCAACAACAAUGCGGCGGCGGCCACGACGCGUUUCAAGCUGAGGAGCAACAGUGGCGGUGGAGGAGGAGGAGCUGGUGGCAACGAUGGCAAACGUCAGCAAUCCCAGGACGAACCGGAGACCCUGGCCCUGACCAAGAAGAAGCCGGCUGGCGAGGGCAAAAAGAAGAAGGGCGUCAGCAUGGCCGACGAUGUCCAGGCCGGCGUACGUCUGGUGGACUAAGGAGGCAAUAAAGGACAUCGGUUGAUCCUGCAAUGUGAAAAAUUAAUCAAAAACCAUCUACAAUCUACGAUCACAGCUAUUGCAUUCUGUCCUCCAUGAAGUUCACUUGGAUUCUUUCGGACAAGAUCAUUUUCUUGCUCAAUCUCAAGCACAAAAUCCACUCCAUGAAGUCUUCCCCUGAAGACAUAAAAUUAUAUUAUAAGAAUCGUAAAGUCCUGUUUCUGUUUCGAAACUGAAAAUGUUAAAAAGAAUUAAUGUCUGGCUUCGGUUUUAAAAAUUGUCAAAAAUAUCUAGCUAUCUAUUAUUUGUUCUAGAAUGUUUCUAAAAGGAUAACUCUUUCUAAAAGGAUCUAUUUAAGGACACUGUUCUCCCUCCAAUCUUAACCUACUUUUUGACAAUUUUUGAAACUGAAACCGGACCGAUUUGAAAGCUUUAGAUCUCUAUUGUUUCGUAAACCCUAAAAUGUGAUCCCUGAUGGAAAUUAAGAGACAAAAACUCGAACACGAAGCACAAAAACUCUAGGCUAGUUGGGGAAAGUGGAGAAGGAAGAACCAACCUCCCAUGCCACCAACCACCAACCUACUCUCGAGGCUUUAUCCCACGCACAACACAAUCAUUGGUAGGCAUUGCUCCAAGUCAAGUUUAAACACAGGCCUGUCAGACUCCACCUAAUUGUAACUGUACGAUAUAUCAAAAUAAUUAUACAAUACCUACUUUGUAUUUGUGGAUGCCCCCCAGGUGUGUACCGCGAACCUAUUUAGAAAAAUAUGUCUGUGUGUCUAGUAGUUGCGAUUAUAUUUUCGAACUAAAGGUUCAAUAUACAUACAAGCAUAAAUGUGUACUGAUUUUAUAUACAAUGUACUAACUAACUAACUACUAUAUACAUAACAUGUAAAGAAGUGUUUCCAGUUUUUUAGUUUAGUUUUAGUUUAGAUUUGUGAACCAUUUUCUGACAAACCUCACCGGUUUCCUCCUCCUCAAAUGUCAUUACCGCUCUCUAUAUGGAUAUAUUUUUGUGAGGCCCUUUUUGGAGAGAUCUCUAAAGAAGCUCCAACUCAAAAAAUGACUAACUUUGUAAACAUAUUUGCAAGAAAAGAGUUUUUUAUAAGGUUUUGCAUUUAUUUUGUAACCUCCCAAAUGCAAAGAUCUCCCUGAGUUUCCCCAAGAAUCAGUUGCUAAGCCAAUAUAAUACUAUGAAAUUAUGCGAAAUGCAAAUAUAAAACUGUUGUAUUUAGUUAACAAUAUCAGCAAUAAAGUGUAACAAUGUUUAAAAUUCAA